Agrilus planipennis (emerald ash borer) is the source of this 799-nucleotide messenger RNA. RefSeq names its product immunoglobulin domain-containing protein oig-4-like. Gene Ontology annotation, biological process: cell adhesion; axon guidance. Bases 216 to 716 code for a protein of 166 amino acids. The transcript is spliced from 5 exons. The record is from RefSeq and is a predicted model, not a curated record. Gene Ontology annotation, cellular component: plasma membrane. Gene Ontology annotation, molecular function: protein binding. NCBI's taxonomy places the organism in Eukaryota, Metazoa, Arthropoda, Insecta, Coleoptera, Buprestidae.
GAUGAAUCGAAAAUGCCACUUAUAUCAUUAUUUGCGACCUAAACAAACCUGCCAAUUACCCACUUUCCUGGCCACAAUUAGAUUCUCAAAAACAAGGGAGCCGUUUAUAUACAUCUCGUUGAGUCAGUUUUGAACAUUCGAAGCAGGGUCAGCGUGCUUUUUAAAUAGUGAAUAACGUAAAACUAUUAUUUAUAAUAAUAAAUGAACUUCUAGCUAUGAAAAGCAGAAGAAUUCUGCUAGUAAUCGUCAGCUUCGUUCUGGUUUGUGAGAUAAGAAACACCUUAGCGGCCAGAGGUCACGGCCAUGGGAGAGCAGGAAAACUUAGAGGAAGGGGACGUGAUUAUCAGAAGGUUCAAACGAUUACACAGCACAAAUCAUUAGCUUCAGAAAACUAUUAUCGUCAUAAAGAUGGUGCCAAAAUAAUAGAAGCAAGCCACUUCGAAUUGGAUUACCUUUUGGGUCGUAAAAUUUCAUUUUAUUGCAGUGCUCAAGGUAUACCUCGGCCCGAAAUAACAUGGUUCAAAGACGGAGUCGAACUGUAUGCACACAAGUUUUUUCAAGUUCAUGAAUGGACUGCAGGCAACGAUACAAUAAAAAGCAAAAUGGAAAUCGAUCCUACAACCCAACAAGACGCUGGUUAUUACGAGUGUCAGGCCAAUAAUCAAUAUUCGAUCGAUAUCCGUGGCUUUAGGACAGAUUUCGAACAAUAUUAUUAAAUGAUAACUAGUUUUAAUGGCAUGCAAAAGCAGAAGUAUUUAUUAAUAUUACAAUUUAUGUACCAAAAUAGCGUUUUCGUGUG